Symbiodinium natans is the source of this 1776-nucleotide messenger RNA. The record is from the annotation of a GenBank genome assembly. NCBI's taxonomy places the organism in Eukaryota, Dinophyceae, Suessiales, Symbiodiniaceae.
AUGAGCAGCCAGGAACAGCAACAGGCACAAGUGACUGCAGCGCAAGUGAUGCAGGAGCUUGUGAAUCUGAGAAACGAACUCACAAGGCAACGCGAAGAGAAUGAUCGGCUAAGGGCCGAGCAAAGCACAGCACUUGAGCGAGUGCGGCAAGAGAGUGCAGCUCAAGUUGCGGAAGUGCGAGCACAAGCGCAUACGGCAGUGCAGCAGGCGACGGCUCAGAUGGGCACGAUGCCACAGUUGGUGAGCGACAUGGUCAAGUCGAACAAGGAACUGGUUGAGGCCAUGGCAAAGAAAGGAGGACCAAACGAGAAGCUCUGUUUGGUCGACACAAAGGGCCUGGGAAAGCCGACGACCUUCUCAGGUGAGAGUGAACAGUUCCUACCAUGGAGGCAUCGAAUGUCGAGCUACGUUUGUUCGAUCCACCAUGAUCUGCAAGAAGUUCUAGAGUGGCUCGAAGAGAGAGAGAAGCCAUUCUCCUCGGAGGAGUUGGACACAGCCUUUGGAGAAAAGGCGUUGGAGGCGGAUCGAGUUCCCAGACUGCAAGAAAAGUCGAGGGAGCUCGCGAACGCGCGAUACGAUCCUGCGACUGCAAGCAGGAAGCGCACGAUGUUGAGAGCGAUUAUAUCGCCCCAGAAGCAGAAGCUGGAGAAUCUCCCUCAGGCCAUCGAAGAAUGGGCCGACGCUGUGCGCACUUACGAGAAGCGCAAGGACAGCACAGGGCGACGAACGACCCUGGCUGAUGAGAUAAAGAUGGCAGCACUGGAGGCAAUGUUGCCACAGGAGCUGGAGUCUCACAUCCAGUUGAACCAGAGCCGGUUCUCCACGUACGACGACGUGCUCGACGAGGUGACUCGCUUCAUCGAGUACAAGACAGGAAAGAGUCUGAAGGUGAUGUCUGCAGCCGCAGCCAGUGCGGCGAGCAAGGAUGAUCCUAUGGACCUGUCGUAUGUGGAGAGAGGCAAAGGAAAAGGAGCAAGCAAGGUCGUGUGCCACAACUGCGGCAGGAGCGGACACUAUGCAAAGGUUCGCAGCAGCAACGGGGCUCACCCAAAGGUCCAGGGCAACAAGGAGGAAAACCAAGCAGCAAAGGAGGAAGAGGGAGAAGAGGAUGAAGGCUGGGAAGACGGAGACUGGGGAGAAACCUGGGAGGACGGUUGGGAGGAAGCAGAAACAAACAACCUCUACGUGGGAGUUCCUCCAAAGGAGGAAAAAGACGAGGAUGAAAAGGAGCUGGAAGCUCUGGAAGAGCAAAUGGACAGAGCAAGGGGUCAGUUCCAAGACCUGAAGGAAAAGGUGGAACUUGCGAGGAGACGUCGCCAGGAAAGACUUCUUCAGGAAGCGGAAGAGCUGGCAGAAGCCAGGAGACGUUCCCGCGGCGAGGUGCCAGGGCAGUCCAGCUUCGGAGCGUUUUCGUCUUCGUCGCGAGGACCUCCGGAGAGAGUGCGCGAGCCAAAGGCCGGAAAGAAAGAGGAGAAGAAGGAGGUGAGGUCUAAGGCUUUGGACACGGCACCCUGGAAGCGCGUUUCGCGCUACCGGGCCGAGAACACCGCCGAAGUCACCACCGCCUUCCAGGACCAAAAGUCCGCUUCUCAAGCCGAAGGUAGAGCCAAAGAGAACAGAGCCAAAGUCACCACCUUCGAAGCCAAAGGUGGAGAGACAACUUGCUACCACAGCGCCGAAGUGGGGAGCCUCAAGGAGCCAAAGACCUGUGGCGAAGGCAAAGCCAAAGCUUCUAAGGAGUCCGGCGUCUUGGGCAGGAACACCUUGACGGAGUGA